CCGAAAAAUGUUUUACGAAGAGGCAGAUACGGAUAUAACUAAAGCGUAGGGAAGAAAGUGCGACGAUUUCUGUUUAAGAAGCCUCAUCUUGGUUGUGAAUACGAAAGCGAAAUUUUCUUUUUUUCUCUCCAGUUUGUGUCCAUAAAUUUAACGAUGAAUCUUCACAAAUUGCAUUUCCUCGCUAUUUCUUUAUUUAUUGCUUACAGUGGCGCAGUUAUCAGAAUCCCACUGAAGAAAACGCGGACUCUGCGUCGUCAGCUGUGUGACAAUGGAAUGACGGUGGAUCAGCUUCUGUCCAGGGCGCAUGCUGAACACAACCUCGCCACCGACCCCAGCAAGACUGUCCCGGUGGAGAGGCUGACCAACUUCAUGGACGCCCAGUAUUACGGGGUGAUCAGCAUCGGCACCCCUCCACAGGAGUUCUCCGUGCUGUUUGAUACAGGCUCCUCCAAUCUCUGGGUGCCCUCCAUCCACUGCUCCUUCUGGGACAUUGCCUGCUGGCUCCACCAUCGCUACAACUCCGGGAAGUCCAGCUCCUACGUGGCCAACGGGACGAAGUUCUCCAUCCAAUACGGAAGGGGAAGCAUGUCCGGCUACAUCAGCCAGGACACCGUCUCCUUGGCCGGGCUGGUGGUGCCAGGCCAGCAGUUCGCCGAGGCCGUGACCCAGCCGGGCCUGGUGUUCGCAGUGGCGCGUUUCGACGGGGUGCUGGGGAUGGGGUACCCCUCCAUCUCGGUCGCCGGCGUCAGGCCCGUGUUCGACACCGCCAUGGCCGCCAAGCUUCUGCCUCAGAACAUCUUCUCCUUCUACAUGAGCAGGGACCCGAAGGCGGCCGUGGGUGGCGAGCUGGUGCUGGGAGGAGCCGAUGCGCAGCACUACGAGGGGCCGCUGCACUACGUCAAGGUCUCUCGCAAGGCCUACUGGCAGAUCACCAUGGACGGGGUAUCUGUUGGGAAUCAGCUGGCCCUCUGCAAGGGUGGUUGCCAGGCGAUUGUCGACACGGGAACCUCCAUGAUCACAGGGCCCGUAGACGAAGUCAGAGCGCUGCAGAAAGCCAUCGGGGCCUUGCCUCUGCUGAUGGGGGAGUAUUUGAUCGACUGCAAGAAGAUCCCGUCUCUCCCCGUCAUUUCUCUCACUCUGGGGGGGAAGCAGUUCAACCUGACCGGGGAGGACUACAUCCUGAAGGAAUCCCAGCUGGGAGUGUCCAUCUGCCUGUCCGGCUUCAUGGCCAUGGACAUCCCGCCUCCGGCCGGGCCCCUGUGGAUCCUGGGAGACGUGUUCAUCGGGCGCUACUACAGCGUGUUCGACCGGGACGCCGACCGCCUGGGCUUCGCCCCCGCCAAAUAGAGAG
This is a messenger RNA of Conger conger (European conger), 1351 nucleotides long. RefSeq names its product napsin A aspartic peptidase (gene napsa). Gene Ontology annotation, molecular function: aspartic-type endopeptidase activity. Bases 154 to 1347 code for a protein of 397 amino acids. The record is from RefSeq and is a predicted model, not a curated record. Gene Ontology annotation, biological process: proteolysis. The transcript has 9 exons. Gene Ontology annotation, cellular component: lysosome. NCBI's taxonomy places the organism in Eukaryota, Metazoa, Chordata, Actinopteri, Anguilliformes, Congridae.